AUGGCGGAUGAGUCAACAUGUGGUGAUAGUAAAGUCUUCAUUAUAUGUUUUAUGUAUUGGGAUUUAGUUUCUAAUGAGCCAAAAGUUUCCCUAUUAGAACUUAAAGAUUUAACCCAAUGUUCGGAAUCAUUAGUUGCAUCCACUGUUCUUAAAUCGUGUAACCAAUAUCAGUUAGAUCCAACUAAAUGUUUAACUUGGACAACUGACAAUACGGCGUAUAUGUCAGGUUGUAAAAAUGAUGUGGUAGUGUUAUUUAAUAAGAAGACUAAUUCUAAUUCAUUUCAGGUAUCAUGUGGACUUCAUGUGGCACAUAUAAUGAUGUUAAAUUUUGAAAAUGCUGCAUUUGGUAAAUUAAAAGUUAAAAAAGGAUUUUCUUCGCAAAAACAUUCAUUCAAUUUACUAUACCUUAUUUGGACAUUACAUAAUGGCUAUAAUGAAAGUAACAAAGAUAAUCCAAUGAAUAUGAAGUCUUCUUAUAUUUUCGAUUUAUAUUUUGAACUCUUUGGCAUUCGUUUGACUCAAUUUCAAAAACCUUUAUGA
This is a messenger RNA of Ambispora leptoticha, 540 nucleotides long. The record is from the annotation of a GenBank genome assembly. NCBI's taxonomy places the organism in Eukaryota, Fungi, Glomeromycota, Glomeromycetes, Archaeosporales, Ambisporaceae.